Cladocopium goreaui is the source of this 300-nucleotide messenger RNA. The record is from the annotation of a GenBank genome assembly. NCBI's taxonomy places the organism in Eukaryota, Dinophyceae, Suessiales, Symbiodiniaceae.
AUGUCUCCAUUCUCAUCCGAGACGUCCGCGGACGUCUCGUCGCGAGGAGAGUUGGAAGGUGAAUUCCAAGAGGAAGCGAAGCUGGCGGUGGAGGCAAAGGCCAAAGAGUUCUCCAGCCUUCUGCCGGGUUUCCCCAGCAAAGCCCAGGGCAGCCGGGGUUUUUGGGGGCCGUUGAUCUACAGGUGGUACCAGCACAAUUGGGAGAUGCCCAGUCUGCAUCGAGAAGCAUCAGAUCAAUUCUUGCUGGAAUUUUUGGGUGCCACAAUUUUGAAUGGACCCAUUUGCAGAAGCUCGGGGUGA